Molecule: messenger RNA, 2448 nt
Organism: Bipolaris sorokiniana ND90Pr
Lineage: Eukaryota; Fungi; Ascomycota; Dothideomycetes; Pleosporales; Pleosporaceae
Exons: 4
Coding region: 1-2448 (815 amino acids)
Biological process (GO): regulation of DNA-templated transcription; DNA-templated transcription
Molecular function (GO): DNA binding; DNA-binding transcription factor activity, RNA polymerase II-specific; zinc ion binding
Source: RefSeq, a predicted model, not a curated record
AUGCCAGAACAAGGACAGGUCUUGCAGUCUCGUGUGGUCCGCCGGAGAAAUCCACGCCCCAUCAACUCGUGCGUCGAGUGCCGCACACGUAAGUCGCGAUGCUCAAAGACGCAUCCCUGCCAAAACUGCACUGCCUUCGGCCGCGAAUGCGUCUUCAUCACCGUCCCUGAGAGCGCGGCGCGCAAGAAAGAGAGGGAGCAACGCGAGCGCGCCCAGAGCAAGAGUGGUUCUGCCGUCACCGUUCCAGACUGGACAAAGAACCUCCCCGUGCGCACCCAAAGUAGUGCAAGCGUGCCCGAUGGCUAUGACAACGCAAAUUCCGUCGACACCACCACUCCCGGCACUCCGCCUCGCGACUACGAGUGGGAGGCCUACCAGCAGGAUGUCGAGCCCGAGACAGACGCCUGGGAGCGCCUGCCUGCAGAGCCCGAGGAGACGCAGGACGACGUCUACGAGGAUGAAAACGACGACGAGGACCAGAUUGCCACCGAUCUCACCAUUCGCAUCGGGAGGAUGAUCAUCUGCGAAAAUGUCACUGGCUUCUUUCGUCCCCAGUAUGCCGAAGAGCUUGGCAAGCUUUUGUCAGAGGGCUUCACCCUGUCUUCAUCAGUCGCAGGCCAGAGAGCAACACAGUCAUCGGCCCUCUUGUCAGCAGAGCAAAUGCCUUCGCUUGCGCCCUCCUUGAACUUGCUACUAGGUGGCUCAUUGUCUCUUCGUCAGCACGACGACGUGGAUCCUCCACAGCUACCAACCAAGAUGGAGGCAGACGCCCUGGUCCAGCGAUAUGCCCAGGCAGUCAGCCCACUUGCCCAUGUUCUGCAUCUACCAUCCUUCAAGCGCCUGUUUGAACGCUUCUGGAUGAACCUUGAGAUUGGCAACCCGAAUCAGAACUCAUGUACAGCUUUGAUUCUGGCAGUAUGCAUGGCUGCAGCCGCAUCUGUUUCGCCUUUACAGGCAAAGUCGCAGUUUGGCAUUACAAAAGAAGAUUUGUUCUUGAGGUUGCAAAAGGCCACGGAACGAGCGCUGCUACGCGCCAAUUGGGCUAAGACAUCCAACAUUCGCACUUUGCAAGCUUUGACUAUUUACUUAAUACCACUCUGUCGAGCCCAGAUAUCCCGGGCGACGUCUGUUGUAGUGGGCGCACUUGUUCGCUUAGCACAGUGCAUAGGCAUCCAUCGCAUGAGCCAUAGUUCAGCCAACAGCCUAACUCCUCUUCAACGGCACGUUCGAUCCUUACUAUGGUACCAGAUAUGUUUCCUAGAUUUCAAGACAGCAGAGGCCCAAGGCCCCCAUCCAUCUAUCCGAUCAGACGAUUUUGACAUUGCCUUACCGCUGAACGUCGAUGAUGACGUCUUUGAGUUUGGCAGCUCGAGCUGGCAGCAGAAUCCUACUUCGAGAAACGGCUGGACAGACGUUACGUUAUCGCUCAUCAGGUAUGAGUGCAAUGAGAUCCACCGUCUCAUCUUCCGCGGUAGAAUCGAAAUGGAUCGCAAGCAUAUUACGCUCCACGAUCUACGUGCCCGGGUAGAAGCCAAGAAACGCCAGAUCCAGUCCAAGUACCUGCAAUAUCUCGAUGCAAAUGUUCCGAUACAGCGUUACGCGGGCCUUGUUGCCACACUACUCAUGUCUCGCUGCGACUCGAUGCUUCUUUACCGCCAUUUGCCUCAAACCUCGCUGCAGCCGCGAUCCGAGUCUGAAAAUCGCCUACGCGACGUACUCCUCACAGCUGCUCUGACGACACUAGAGAUUGGCGCAACACUCGACACAUUGCCAUCACUUGCUCCAUGGGCGUGGUAUUCCACAACCUACCAGCAAUACCACGCAGUGUUACUCCUCCUGACGGAGCUCUACCGCACGCCCGAUCUCCCCCGCAAAGAGCGCAUGGCCACGAUUAUCGAUCACAUUUUUGGCCACUGCUAUGGCGUCGGAGUGCGAGAGCGCUGCUCGGAUCUUUUGUUCACAGUCAAGGAGAAUCUAGAAGCGUUUUACGUGAUGAAGGGGUUCGACAAGAAACGCCAACAAAUUGCGCCCCAGCAACAUCCUACACUGCAGCCUCUAACGUCGUUUGGAGGCUCUGUCACAAGUCCCAGUUUUGGUGGUGGGGCCCACCAUCACACGCAGUCUACGUCCUCUUCACAUAUCCAUGGACAGCUGCAGCGGACACCUACGACCGGGACGCUAGACGGGUUGAAUGUGGAUUUUGAUAGUAUAUUAGGGAGUUUGAAUGGCGGUGGCAGCAAUGGCGGUGGUAGCGGUGGUGUAAAUGGCAGUGUACAAGACGAGUUUGACGUGUGGGCUGGAAUGGGAGCUGCAGGAGCACAAGAUACAGGCGGUGCCAUUUUUGUACCUGUUGAUCCAGGCACUCAUCACAAUGAGUUUGGAACUGCGAGUCCGAACGGAGGGUUGCAGCAAUGGGAAAACUGGAAUUUUCCAACGCAGCAACAAUAA